ACGUGCCCCGCGCUGUGCUGGUGGAUCUGGAGCCGGGCACCAUGGACUCUGUGCGCUCGGGGCCCUUCAGGCAGAUCUUCAGGCCAGACAACUUCAUCUUUGGUCAGAGUGGGGCCGGAAACAACUGGGCCAAGGGGCACUACACAGAAGGCGCGGAGCUGAUGGAGUCAGUGAUGGACGUUGUCAGAAAGGAGGCUGAGAGCUGUGACUGCCUGCAGGGUUUCCAGCUGACCCACUCCCUGGGUGGGGGGACGGGGUCUGGGAUGGGCACCCUUCUGCUCAGUAAGAUCCGGGAGGAGUACCCGGACAGGAUCAUAAACACAUUCAGCAUCCUGCCCUCGCCCAGGGUGUCAGACACGGUGGUGGAGCCCUAUAAUGCCACCCUCUCGGUCCACCAGCUCAUAGAAAAUGCGGACGAGACCUUCUGUAUAGACAACGAAGCGCUCUACGACAUCUGUUCCAGGACCCUGAAACUGCCCACGCCCACCUACGGGGACCUGAACCACCUGGUGUCUGCCACCAUGAGCGGGGUCACCACGUGCCUGCGCUUCCCCGGCCAGCUCAAUGCCGACCUGCGGAAGCUGGCCGUGAACAUGGUCCCGUUUCCCCGGCUGCAUUUCUUCAUGCCUGGCUUUGCCCCACUGACCAGCCGGGGCAGCCAGCAGUACCGGGCCCUGACGGUGGCUGAGCUCACGCAGCAGAUGUUUGAUGCCAGGAAUAUGAUGGCCGCGUGCGACCCCCGCCAUGGCCGCUACCUGACGGCCGCUGCCAUUUUCAGGGGUCGCAUGCCCAUGAGGGAGGUGGACGAACAAAUGUUCAACAUUCAAAAUAAGAACAGCAGCUACUUCGCUGACUGGCUCCCCCACAACGUCAAAACGGCCGUCUGUGACAUCCCACCCCGGGGGCUACAAAUGUCAGCCACCUUCAUUGGGAACAACACGGCCAUCCAGGAACUCUUC
Molecule: messenger RNA, 959 nt
Organism: Piliocolobus tephrosceles (Ugandan red Colobus)
Lineage: Eukaryota; Metazoa; Chordata; Mammalia; Primates; Cercopithecidae
Product: tubulin beta-8 chain
Exons: 2
Biological process (GO): microtubule-based process
Cellular component (GO): microtubule
Molecular function (GO): structural constituent of cytoskeleton; GTPase activity; GTP binding
Source: RefSeq, a predicted model, not a curated record